AAAAGCGGCACACCGCGUGCAUUGUCUCGGUUUUUUUGGUUUUGGUUUUGUUUUUGAUUAUCGUUAAUUUCGUAAAAAAAGAAAAUCUUUUUGAAUGUUUCAAACUUAAAAACAAACAGAUUAUCAUCAUGUCCGGACAUCAACAUCAUUAUCCACCACCACCGAUGCCCGGAUAUUUUAUUCCGCAUCAUAUGCCACCGCAUCCAAUGCAACAACAACAACAACCACCAUUGAUGCCGCAAAUGCAACAACCACCACCACAAAUGAUACCGCAAAUGCAACAACAACCACCGCCACCCAUAUCGCAACAAAUAGAUUUAGCUAAUUUACCAUUACCACCAUCAAAUGAAUAUAAUCGUAAUAGUUUUCUGACCGAUGAUGAAUUGAAAGAAAAAUCUAGAAAAUGGCAACAAUUACAAACAAAACGUUAUGCCGAAAGGAAAAAAUUUGGUUUUGUUGAACAACAAAAAGAAGAUAUGCCACCUGAACAUCUAAGGAAAAUUAUACGUGAUCAUGGUGAUAUGACAUCGAAAAAAUAUCGUCAUGAUAAACGUGUUUAUUUAGGCGCAUUGAAAUAUAUUCCACAUGCAGUAUUGAAGCUAUUGGAAAAUAUGCCAAUGCCAUGGGAACAGAUUCGUGAUGUACAAGUUCUUUAUCAUAUAACCGGAGCUAUAACAUUUGUCAAUGAAAUUCCAUGGGUAGUUGAACCAAUUUAUAUUGCACAAUGGGGUUCAAUGUGGAUUAUGAUGCGUCGAGAAAAACGUGAUCGUCGUCAUUUUAAACGUAUGCGUUUUCCACCAUUCGAUGAUGAAGAACCACCAUUAGAUUAUGCUGAUAAUCUGUUGGAUGUUGAACCAUUAGAAGCUAUACAAAUGGAUUUAGAUCCAGAAGAAGAUCGUCAUGUUUAUGAAUGGUUUUAUGAUCAUAAACCAUUAGUUGAUACUAAACAUGUUAAUGGAUCAUCAUAUCGUCGUUGGAAUCUAACAUUACCACAAUUAGCAACAUUAUAUCGUUUGGCUAAUCAAUUAUUAACCGAUCUGGUUGAUGAUAAUUAUUUUUAUCUAUUUGAUUCAACAUCAUUUUUUACUGCUAAAGCAUUAAAUAUGGCUAUACCUGGUGGACCAAAAUUUGAACCAUUGGUCAAGGAUAUAAAUCCAGCCGAUGAAGAUUGGAAUGAAUUUAAUGAUAUUAAUAAAAUAAUAAUACGUCAUCCAAUUCGUACUGAAUAUCGUAUUGCAUUUCCAUAUCUUUAUAAUAAUCUACCGAAUGAACAUGUUUAUAUUUCAUGGUAUCAUACACCGAAUGUUGUUUUUAUUAAAACUGAAGAUCCUGAUCUACCGGCUUAUUAUUUUGAUCCACUUAUAAAUCCAAUUUCACAUAGUCGUAUUGAUCGUUCAUAUGAACCAUUACCUGAAGAAGAUAAAGAUGAACCAUUUAUGUUACCCGAAACAGUUGAACCAAUUUUAUCAAAAUGUCCAUUAUAUACAGAUAAUACUGCAAAUGGAAUAUCAUUACUAUGGGCACCACGUCCUUAUAAUCUACGUUCUGGUCGUAGUCGUCGUGCUAUUGAUGUUCCAUUAGUACAAAGUUGGUAUCGUGAACAUUGUCCACCCGGAAUGCCGGUUAAAGUUCGUGUAUCAUAUCAAAAACUAUUGAAAUAUUUUGUUUUAAAUGCAUUACAUCAUCGAAGACCAAAACCGCAGAAAAAACGUUACCUAUUUCGUUCAUUUAAAUCGACAAAAUUUUUUCAAACAACAACUAUUGAUUGGGUUGAAGCUGGUCUACAAGUUUGUCGUCAAGGUUAUAAUAUGCUAAAUUUAUUGAUUCAUCGAAAAAAUCUAAAUUAUUUACAUUUGGAUUAUAAUUUCAAUUUAAAACCUGUAAAAACAUUGACGACUAAAGAAAGAAAAAAAUCUCGUUUUGGUAAUGCUUUUCAUUUAUGUCGUGAAAUUCUUCGUCUAACAAAAUUAGUUGUCGAUAGUCAUGUACAAUAUCGAUUGAAUAAUGUUGAUGCAUAUCAAUUGGCUGAUGGUUUACAGUAUAUUUUUUCACAUGUUGGACAAUUAACUGGAAUGUAUCGUUAUAAAUAUAAAUUAAUGAGACAAAUACGAAUGUGUAAAGAUUUAAAACAUUUAAUAUAUUAUCGAUUUAAUACUGGACCAGUUGGUAAAGGACCGGGUUGUGGUUUUUGGGCACCAAGUUGGCGUGUUUGGUUAUUUUUUAUGCGUGGUAUAACACCAUUAUUGGAACGUUGGUUAGGAAAUCUUCUUUCACGUCAAUUUGAAGGUAGACAUUCAAAAGGUGUUGCAAAAACUGUUACUAAACAACGUGUUGAAUCACAUUUUGAUUUGGAAUUACGUGCUUCGGUUAUGCAUGAUAUUGUUGAUAUGAUGCCUGAAGGUAUUAAACAUAAUAAAGCACGAACUAUAUUGCAACAUCUGAGUGAAGCAUGGCGUUGUUGGAAAGCAAAUAUACCGUGGAAAGUUCCCGGUUUACCGAUGCCAAUUGAAAAUAUGAUUUUACGUUAUGUAAAAAUGAAAGCUGAUUGGUGGACAAACACGGCACAUUAUAAUCGGGAACGUAUUCGUCGUGGUGCUACUGUUGAUAAAACUGUUUGUAAAAAAAAUCUUGGACGUUUAACACGUUUAUAUUUGAAAGCUGAACAAGAACGACAACAUAAUUAUCUGAAAGAUGGUCCAUAUGUUAGUGCAGAAGAAGCUGUUGCAAUUUAUACAACAACAGUACAUUGGCUGGAAAGUCGUCGUUUUUCACCGAUACCAUUUCCACCUCUUUCAUAUAAACAUGAUACAAAAUUAUUAAUUUUAGCAUUAGAACGUUUAAAAGAAGCAUAUUCAGUAAAAUCUCGAUUAAAUCAAUCACAACGUGAAGAAUUAGGUUUAAUUGAACAAGCAUAUGAUAAUCCACAUGAAGCAUUAUCACGAAUUAAACGUCACCUAUUAACACAACGUGCAUUUCGUGAAGUUAGUAUUGAAUUUAUGGAUCUUUAUUCACAUUUAGUUCCUGUUUAUGAUGUUGAACCAUUGGAAAAAAUUACCGAUGCAUAUUUAGAUCAAUAUCUUUGGUAUGAAGCUGAUAAACGACAUUUAUUUCCAGCAUGGAUAAAACCGGCUGAUUCUGAACCACCACCAUUAUUAGUUUAUAAAUGGUGUCAAGGUAUUAAUAAUCUACAGGAUGUUUGGGAUACAACACAUGGUGAAUGUAAUGUUAUGUUGGAAACAAAAUUUGAAAAAAUGUAUGAAAAAAUCGAUUUAACCUUAUUGAAUCGUUUGUUACGUUUGAUUGUUGAUCAUAAUAUUGCUGAUUAUAUGACAGCUAAAAAUAAUGUUGUUAUCAAUUAUAAAGAUAUGAAUCAUACAAAUUCAUAUGGUAUUAUACGUGGAUUACAAUUUUCAUCAUUUAUCGUUCAAUAUUAUGGUCUUGUAUUGGAUUUAUUAGUACUCGGGUUGCAACGUGCAAGUGAAAUGGCUGGUCCACCACAAAUGCCAAAUGAUUUUCUUACCUACCAGGAUGUUGCUACGGAAAUUUCACAUCCAAUUCGUUUAUAUUCAAGAUAUAUUGAUCGAAUACAUGUAUUUUUUCGUUUUACAGCUGAUGAAGCAAGAGAUUUGAUUCAACGUUACUUGACUGAACAUCCUGAUCCAAAUAAUGAAAAUAUUGUUGGUUAUAAUAAUAAAAAAUGUUGGCCAAGAGAUGCACGAAUGCGUCUGAUGAAACAUGAUGUUAAUCUUGGUCGUGCUGUAUUUUGGGAUAUAAAAAAUCGUUUACCAAGAUCAGUAACAACAAUACAAUGGGAUAAUAGUUUUGUUUCAGUUUUUAGUAAAGAUAAUCCAAAUCUUUUAUUCAAUAUGGGUGGUUUUGAAUGUCGAAUACUACCAAAAUGUCGUAUGGCAUUAGAAGAAUUUGUACAUAAAGAUGGUGUAUGGAAUUUACAGAAUGAAGUAACCAAAGAACGUACUGCACAAUGUUUUCUACGUGUUGAUGAUGAAUCAAUGCAACGUUUUCAUAAUCGUGUACGACAAAUUCUAAUGGCAUCUGGUUCAACAACAUUUACAAAAAUUGUUAACAAAUGGAAUACAGCAUUAAUUGGUUUGAUGACAUAUUUUCGUGAAGCAGUUGUUAAUACACAAGAAUUAUUAGAUUUAUUGGUAAAAUGUGAAAAUAAAAUACAAACCCGUAUUAAAAUUGGUUUGAAUUCAAAAAUGCCAAGCCGUUUUCCACCGGUUGUAUUUUAUACACCAAAAGAAUUAGGUGGACUAGGUAUGCUUUCAAUGGGUCAUGUAUUAAUACCACAAUCUGAUUUACGUUGGUCAAAACAAACUGAUGUUGGUAUAACACAUUUUCGUUCUGGAAUGUCACAUGAUGAAGAUCAAGUUAUACCGAAUCUUUAUCGUUAUAUACAACCAUGGGAAACAGAAUUUAUUGAUUCACAACGUGUUUGGGCUGAAUAUGCAUUGAAACGUCAAGAAGCGCUAGCACAAAAUCGUCGUUUAACAUUGGAAGAUCUGGAAGAUAGUUGGGAUCGUGGUAUACCACGUAUUAAUACAUUAUUUCAAAAAGAUCGUCAUACAUUAGCAUAUGAUAAAGGAUGGCGUGUACGUACUGAUUUUAAACAAUAUCAAGUUUUAAAACAGAAUCCAUUUUGGUGGACACAUCAACGUCAUGAUGGAAAACUGUGGAACCUGAAUAAUUAUCGUACCGAUAUGAUCCAGGCAUUAGGUGGUGUUGAAGGUAUCCUUGAACAUACAUUAUUCAAAGGAACAUAUUUUCCAACAUGGGAAGGUUUGUUUUGGGAAAAAGCCAGUGGUUUUGAAGAAUCAAUGAAAUAUAAAAAAUUAACAAAUGCACAACGUUCCGGUUUAAAUCAAAUACCAAAUCGUCGUUUUACAUUAUGGUGGUCACCAACAAUUAAUCGUGCAAAUGUUUAUGUUGGUUUCCAGGUUCAAUUAGAUUUAACUGGAAUAUUUAUGCAUGGAAAAAUACCUACGCUAAAAAUUUCAUUAAUUCAAAUAUUUCGUGCACAUUUAUGGCAAAAAAUUCAUGAAAGUGUUGUUAUGGAUUUGUGUCAAGUUUUUGAUCAAGAAUUAGAUGCAUUGGAAAUUGAAACCGUACAAAAAGAAACAAUUCAUCCACGUAAAUCAUAUAAAAUGAAUAGUUCUUGUGCAGAUAUCCUAUUGUUUGCUGCAUAUAAAUGGAAUGUAUCAAGACCAUCAUUAUUGGCUGAUAGUAAAGAUGUAAUGGAUGGUACAACAACACAAAAAUAUUGGAUCGAUGUCCAGUUACGUUGGGGUGAUUAUGAUUCACAUGAUAUUGAACGUUAUGCACGUGCGAAAUUUUUGGAUUAUACAACCGAUAAUAUGAGUAUUUAUCCAUCACCAACUGGUGUAUUGAUUGCUAUCGAUUUAGCUUAUAAUUUACAUUCAGCAUAUGGUAAUUGGUUUCCUGGUUCAAAACCAUUAAUACAACAAGCAAUGGCAAAAAUAAUGAAAGCUAAUCCAGCAUUAUAUGUAUUGAGAGAACGUAUUCGUAAAGGUUUACAACUUUAUUCAUCUGAACCAACUGAACCAUAUUUAUCAUCACAAAAUUAUGGUGAAUUAUUUUCCAAUCAAAUCAUAUGGUUUGUUGAUGAUACAAAUGUAUAUCGUGUUACGAUACAUAAAACAUUUGAAGGAAAUCUAACAACAAAACCAAUUAAUGGUGCUAUUUUUAUAUUCAAUCCACGUACUGGACAAUUAUUUUUGAAAAUUAUUCAUACAAGUGUUUGGGCUGGACAAAAACGUUUAGGUCAAUUGGCUAAAUGGAAAACAGCCGAAGAAGUUGCUGCACUGAUUCGUUCAUUACCGGUUGAAGAACAACCAAAACAAAUUAUUGUAACACGUAAAGGAAUGUUGGAUCCAUUAGAGGUUCAUUUAUUAGAUUUUCCAAAUAUUGUAAUCAAAGGAAGUGAAUUACAGCUACCAUUUCAAGCUUGUUUGAAAGUUGAAAAAUUUGGUGAUCUUAUUCUUAAAGCAACUGAACCACAAAUGAUUCUAUUUAAUCUGUAUGAUGAUUGGUUGAAAACAAUUUCAUCGUAUACAGCAUUUUCACGUUUGAUUCUCAUUCUACGUGCAUUACAUGUAAAUAAUGAACGAACUAAAGUAAUAUUGAAACCAGAUAAAACAACCAUAACCGAACCACAUCAUAUUUGGCCAAGUUUAACGGAUGAAGAAUGGAUUAAAGUUGAAGUACAAUUAAAAGAUUUAAUUUUAGCUGAUUAUGGUAAAAAGAAUAAUGUUAAUGUAGCAUCAUUAACACAAUCAGAAAUUCGUGAUAUUAUUCUUGGUAUGGAAAUAUCGGCACCAUCAGCACAACGACAACAGAUUGCUGAAAUUGAAAAACAAACUAAAGAACAAUCACAAUUAACAGCAGUAACAACCAGAACUGUUAAUAAACAUGGUGAUGAAAUUAUUACAUCGACAACAUCGAAUUAUGAAUCACAAUCAUUUGCAAGUAAAACUGAAUGGCGUAUUCGUGCUAUUUCGGCUACAAAUCUUCAUCUACGUACUAAACAUAUUUAUGUUUCAUCCGAUGAUAUUAAAGAAACUGGUUAUACUUAUAUAUUACCGAAAAAUGUAUUGAAAAAAUUUAUUAUCAUAUCGGAUCUUCGUACACAAAUUGCCGGUUAUAUUUAUGGUAUUUCACCGCCGGAUAAUCCACAGGUAAAAGAAAUUCGUUGUAUUGUAAUGCCACCACAAUGGGGUACACAUCAAACAAUACAUUUACCAAAUCAAUUACCACAACAUGAAUUAUUAAGUGAAUUAGAACCACUUGGUUGGAUACAUACACAGCCAAAUGAAUUACCACAAUUAUCACCACAAGAUGUAACAACACAUGCUAAAAUAAUGAUGGAUAAUCAAACAUGGGAUUCGGAAAAAACUAUUGUCAUUACCUGUUCAUUUACACCGGGUUCAUGUUCAUUAACAGCUUAUAAAUUGACACCAAGCGGAUUUGAAUGGGGCCGUCAAAAUACUGAUCGUGGUAAUAAUCCAAAAGGUUAUCUACCAUCACAUUAUGAAAAAGUACAGAUGCUUUUGUCGGAUCGUUUUCUUGGAUUUUAUAUGACACCGGCACAAUGUUCAUGGAAUUAUAAUUUUAUGGGUGUACGUCAUGAUCCAUCAAUGAAAUAUGAAUUACAAUUAUCAAAUCCAAAAGUUUUCUAUCAUGAAAUUCAUCGUCCAGCACAUUUUUCAAAUUUUACAACAAUCGAUGAAUCGGAUUAUGUUGGUGCAGAUCGUGAAGAUGUUUUUGCUUAAGAAAAACAGAAACUAAAACAAACAAAAAAUUAUUGAAUUCUUUAUUCUCAUUUUUUUUAUUAAAAAUUCAUUCUUAUCA
Dermatophagoides pteronyssinus (European house dust mite) is the source of this 7389-nucleotide messenger RNA. RefSeq names its product pre-mRNA processing factor 8 (gene Prp8). The record is from RefSeq and is a predicted model, not a curated record. Gene Ontology annotation, molecular function: U6 snRNA binding; metallopeptidase activity; U1 snRNA binding. Gene Ontology annotation, cellular component: U5 snRNP; catalytic step 2 spliceosome. Lineage: Eukaryota; Metazoa; Arthropoda; Arachnida; Sarcoptiformes; Pyroglyphidae. Gene Ontology annotation, biological process: mRNA splicing, via spliceosome; spliceosomal tri-snRNP complex assembly.